Messenger RNA from Triticum aestivum (bread wheat), 4315 nucleotides. RefSeq lists its product as uncharacterized. The record is from RefSeq and is a predicted model, not a curated record. The coding region runs from base 83 to 1843 and encodes 586 amino acids. The transcript is spliced from 7 exons. NCBI's taxonomy places the organism in Eukaryota, Viridiplantae, Streptophyta, Magnoliopsida, Poales, Poaceae.
GAUCUGGUUCCCCAAAUACUCGCCGCCGCCCCCUUUGCUGAGAGGUAACCCUAGUUCCCAAAUCCUUGUUGGAUUCGCAGCCAUGGAGGAAUCCUUCACGGCCCCCUCCGUCGACCCACCCGCCGUCGAUCCCGCCUCCGUCGACUCCCCCGCCGUCGAUCCGGCCUCCGUUGACUCCCCCGCCGUCGAUCCCGCCUCCUUCCACCCCCCCGCAGUCGAUCCCGCCUCCGUCGACCCCCCCGCCGUCCAUCCCGCCUCCUUCUACCCCCCCGCAGUCGACCCCGCCGUCGCCAACCCAUCCCGCUACCCCUCCUGGGUCCUCCUCGACAGCAGAGCCUACUUCGCCGACCGCGUCAACGCCACCACCGUGAAGGCCACGACGAGCACGGGCCACGAAUUCAAGGUCACCUUUUGUCUCGCCGACCCGCCCGCCGUCUCCUACUUCUGCGUCUACUGCCCCGAAGGUUGUUACACCACGGAGCCCCGCGUCGUCUCCUCCGCCAAUGACCUCGUCCUCCUCUGCUUCGCCUUCAGCUCCGGCCCACGGAGCACAGAAAAAGACUCCCAUCUCGAGUACUUUGUCUACAAGGCUGCCUCCGGCGGCAAGCCCACCAUCAGAUCUGUUCCGUGUCCCCCUCGAGCCUACAGGCACUCAUGGCACGCUGCCAUCGUGCCCGUCAAGGGCGACAAUUUCUUGGUCGCUGAUCUUUCCCCCAAUGGGGACCCUGGGCACUACAACCUGCACAUCUUCUCGUCGGAGACAAAUGAGUGGAGCACCAAACACGUGCAGCUGCAGACCGACCCGCAUGUCCUGCCACUGGAGCUGCCAAUCCUAACUGACAAGGUGAUCUUGCUCGGAAGAAGCACGGUAGGAUGGGUCGACCUCUGGCGCGGCAUUGUCGUCUGCAAUUUGCUUGAAAAGGAGCCUGUUCCCCGUUUCAUCCCGCUGCCCAAGGCCGAAUUCGACCUGCACCGGAAAAGCCAAGCACGGCAAGUGCGGGACGUCAUUGGCUUCACCGAUGGUUACAUCAACUUCAUUGAGAUUGAACACUGUGUCAGAUGGUUCCCCGUUGUCAGAAAGAGCAAUUUGAAGACGGCCAUGACUUUUGAUGUUGCAGAUACCAUCGAUGAUGCAGAGCUCCUCAGUCUUGAUGAUAUGGACGACGUUACAGAUGACAAACCUGUGCAGCAUGUACCCGCUGGCUGGAAGAUCCGGACAAUGUUUAGGAACAUUGAUUGGAACUAUUGGGAAAGUAGUCACAUUCUUCAUGUUGACGACAUAUCAGCCUCCCCACCUGAACCCUCUGUGCUGCAAUCUCAUCUAUGGAAUGAUACAGACAAGAAAUGGACAUUGGGAAAACUGAAGUGUACAAGCUUCCCGACCUUUGGUUUUUACGGCGGUGAUGUUGUCUACCUCGUGUCUAAGGUGGAGUCUCAGGAUAAUGAUGCAUUGCUUGUUGGUGUUGAUAUUCGAAAAAUGAAGGUGGAAUCCAUCAAAGCAUAUGGCUGCGGGAGAUCCAUUUCUUUUGGUCCCAUUCCGGUUGUUCGUUUUAAAAUUGGAAGGAAGCAGGAAGUCAUCGAACCAUCUUGUGGCGGGAGAUCCACUUCUUUUGAUGCCAUUUCAUGUGCAUUCUCAAAAUAUCUGAAUACCGCUCCAAGUCCAAGGCCGUGUAAUGGGGAAGCUGCUCAGAAUGGUGUGCUGAAUGAUCAUCUUUCAUCGAGGGAUACUGUUCCAAACAGUGUGGUAGGCAUCCUCAGCCCCAGCAAAACAUGUGGAAUGAUGGUGGCUGCAAUGGGGGUUGGAGUGAAUAUGGUUAUAGCGUGUAGCACCCAUCCAGUUUGACACAAACUGGGCAGCCCAUGUUGUCUUCAAUUUCAACUCGAUUAGGGAUAUUAUUUGCACACUGCAUCCUGUACUGAGGCUUAGUUCUUUUGGCGGUUUAUGGCAUAAGCCGCCCCCUUCCUAGCUUAUUUGGAAACCGUUCCCCAUAUUUGUUGCGAGUUAAGGAUUAAUUAGUUCAGCAGCUUCAGUGAGUAUUGGGGGCGGCUUAUAAUAUAAGCUUGUGAGGGUAGGGAAUUGCAUAGGGGAUCCUAGGUGCUGCACCCAGCUGUUCUGUGCAGAGAAGCUUCUGUUCGCGAUUAACUCACCUAGCUCUGGUCAGCCCACCCCACCCACCCUGCACUUCUCUUCCAUAUUCACUCUCCUCUUCCGUUCCCCAUCUUGAGCUCCCACCCAGAUCUUCUAGGCUUAAUACAUAGUUAACUGUUAAUCUGAUGUGAGGUUAGCGUUCAAGGUAGCACCCAAGUACUGAUCUGUGCUGUAAUCCUGCCCCCCCCCCCCCCCCCCCCCCCAAUAUAUAUGUGCUUGUUGAUUGUGAUAUUUGAUGUUCCUAUGUUUUUUCACUGGAUUGUUAUCUUAUCUGCCAGCUCACAUGUUAUGUUCUUGUUAGAAAAAGUGAAAUUUCAUUCAAAUUUGUGUGCCCAACUUCUCUGGACAGUUUAAUACUCCUGUCAUCCUGUCUGCUAACCAACGUUUACGAGUCGAAGAGUCAACGAGUCGUUCCAAGGUUGAGACUCAUAGACUAGUGCGAGACUAGUCGACAUGGUACUGUAGCACUGAACUUACAGUACAUAACUACUAAUACCUAGUAGUAGUAUGUAGUACUCCCUCCGUUCGGAUUUAGAUGUCGCAACGUUUUUUUUGCGAAAACCCCCUCCAUCUAUUUCCGACCGAACCCACGGUCCUCGACCUCACUCUCUUCUCCGGUUGGCCGCCGCGGUCCGUUCGGUGCUCUUCUCCGGCUCGCCGCCGCGCUGCCGCCGCGCUCUCCCCCCUCCCCUCCCCUCCCCACCUUCUAUCGCGUCGCCGCGCUCUCCUCCCCCACCUUCGGUGGCCUCGCCACGCUCCUCUCCUCCUUCCCGCGGCGACGGAUUGGGUUCAAGCUUCGACCUUUGAGUUCAAGUUGGCGACGGAUUCCGUCGAUGCGAGGCCUUCACCGCCGCCAAGCUCCUGGCGCCGGUGGCCGCGAGCUUCAGGGGAGACCCCAUCCUCUCUCCCUCCCAGAUCCACCACGCACACCUCGCCUCGCUCGCGCCUGCUCCGCUCCGUGCCCCCGACGCUCCGUGCCCUCGCGCCUGCGCCUGCUCCGCUCCGUGCCCCCGACACCCCUGCUCUGCUCCGCCAUGGAGGAUGCGCUCCGCCAUGGAGGAUGCUGCUCCACCCCGCCAUGGAGGAUGCUGCUCCACCCCUGCGCCGCUCCGUGCCCCCGACGCUAUGGAGGACGCCGCUCCACCCCUGCUCCAGCCUCAAGGAGUACAUCUCAAGUAAGCAAGGAGGGAGCAUCUCAAGAUUCAGUGUAACAAAGAUUAGAUUCCUGCUGCUUGGAGGCUGCUGGUGCUCUUUUAUUGCUACUUGAAGGCUCCUGGUUCUCUUUUCCUGCUGCUUGGAGGCUACUGGUACUCGAAGGGUGUUUCUGCCGCUUGAAGGAGGUGGCUGCUCUUUUCCUGCUGCUCGGAGGCUGCUCUUGCUCUUUUCCUGCUGCUUGAAGGUUCUGAGGCAUCAUCUUGUGGAGGACUCAUGUUAAGAUCAAUCCCAAACAUCAUUGCGGCGGUGGAGCACUUGCUCAGCAGCAACAACAGAGGCGGGGGCGGGGAAUACCAGCAGCAACAGAGGCGAGGGCGGGCGCGACCGGAGGAGGGCCAGCACGGAGAGGAAGACCCUGGGCUUGGAGGAGAGGUUGAGCAGGGCCAACGCGGCGAUGAAGACCCUGGGCCAGAGCAGCGACGAAGACCCAGCGCCGCGACGGCGUCCAAAAUUGUCCGCGGCGACGGCGGCCAAGGCGGACCAAAUCGAGGACCUAGUCGUCGAUUUACUGCUUCUUGGCACGAUUCAGAGGGAGGUGACGAAGAGGAAGAACUUUAGGAGCAAUCCCGCUGCUCAGGUAGGCGAGGGCACACCCAUGGCGGCUGCGCAGCUGGGCGGCGGCGCAAGGCGCCUCCGUGAAGGUCCUGCGCGUCUCCUCCGCGACGACGCAGGUCGUCUCCUGCACAGGCGGCUGGGUCCUGCGACGCGCGGAGACUCUCUCUGGGUGCUCAGGAGAACGGGGAAGGAAGACGGGGGAUGGUGGCCGGAGCCGGCGACGCGCGAGCGAUGGUGGAGAAGUGAGGAAGGAGACGGGGGCGUUUUUCAAAUGAUUCAAAAGUAUAAGGACAUGUUUGCAAAAUGCAUAAUGUACAGCAGCCGCGACAUCUAAAUCCGAACGGAGGGAGUAUUACACUAUAUAAGUAUACAAGUACAGUAUACAAUACAAAUGAA